Messenger RNA from Mauremys mutica (yellowpond turtle), 6987 nucleotides. RefSeq names its product LIM domain containing 1 (gene LIMD1). The transcript is spliced from 9 exons. Bases 590 to 2719 code for a protein of 709 amino acids. Lineage: Eukaryota; Metazoa; Chordata; Testudines; Geoemydidae. Gene Ontology annotation, molecular function: transcription corepressor activity. Gene Ontology annotation, cellular component: nucleus; transcription regulator complex; P-body. The record is from RefSeq and is a predicted model, not a curated record. Gene Ontology annotation, biological process: cytoskeleton organization; response to hypoxia; negative regulation of hippo signaling.
UCACGGGGAGCGGCCGCCGGGGAGCCCCAGCCCGAGCAGCGCCCCGGGGUGAGUCCGCCCGGCCCCGGCGCUCGCUCCCGCACGAGAAACUCCCGCGCCGCCGCCUCGCCGGGCCAGGCGACGAGGCCACCCUCCGUCCUGCUGGUGGGCUCAGGCUGAGUAAGCCCUGAUUGCAGGGUGAACGGGAAACCUCCGUAAUCGUCAUCCUCGCCUCUGGGCUUGGAGCCCGUUCAGAUCUUGCUGCUUCGAGGGGGCUGCUCCACCCACCCCCAGAUUUACAAUAAAAGUUGAAGCUGCAUUUCUUGCAUCUUAUGGUAAGAAGAUACGGCUGCUUCUGACCCGGGUUAUUAAGGGGAGAUACAACCUGAAGUUUGUUUUCCUCGGUUUUUGCUAUGCAAGAAAAUUGAUUAUUUGUACAAAGCACGUAAACUCGUAUAACCUUUUUCUGAGUCAAGGACGGAGCGGACAUGAAGCUGAGGAUCACAAAGUAAAGUGGAUUCAGUACUUACCGCUCCUACAGUCCUGGAUGGCUUGUAGCUUUCAUCAUUAAGUUUAGCCGUGGGAGGGGUACGCUAGUGAAUUUGCAAAAAUGGAUAAUAAAUAUGAUGAUCUGGGCCUAGAGGCAAGUAAAUUUAUAGAAGAUCUCAAUAUGUAUGAAGCCUCCAAGGAUGGACUCUUUCGGGUGGACAAAGCUGUUGGCAACAACCCGGAAUUUGAGGAAACCAGGAGAGUUUUUGCCACUAAAAUGGCUAAAAUUCAUCUCCAAAAACAACAGCAGCAGCAGCAAGAAGAGGAGCUGAUGUUGGCUGACUCUGGGUCUCUAAAUGGUGGGGCCAGUUUCAGUGUCCAGCAGCAGUUUCCAAACCACCCUGUGCCUGGAGUAGCUGCGGGGGCCAGUAAAUUGCGUUCAGGAGAAAAUAUUGCCAAACCUCCUCUGGCCACAGCAUCAGUGUGUGCAGCGCACCAGCUUGCUUUUCCACACCACCCACAAGCUGUUCCUGAUGGACAGCGAACAAAAUUAUACCAAGAUGGCAAAACAGCUAGCAAAGAAUAUGGCUGUAGAGAGAAUCUGGGGGAUUCUGAGGUCUCUGAAGGACAUGGGUUCCACAGAGCAGCCCAUGUGAAUCCCAACACUACAAAGCCAUCUUUUCCUUCUCUUCCCCAUGGACAGCAUUAUAAUGAGAAUCAGACAGGCAUCCCUGCAUGGGGAGGAGAUGCUGGUAAGUUUUCCAUCCCAAAAUCUGGUUUGGGGAGUUUACAAUCCAAUGUUAAUCAUAAUGAUCAGUUACUAAGGAGUCCUACAAAAACCCAAGCUGAUCCUCACCCUUACCAGCAUCAGAAGUCACUGAGCUCCUGCAGGUCGUCUGAAAGUGGGUAUGGAAGUCAGGAAAAUGGAAAUGAAAGCAAGAGACACAGUCAAGGCUAUGACCAAAACUCAACUGGUCAGAGAUCUUCCUCUUUCUCACACACUCUGACCCCCUUUUCCACUUCUACAGGGUUUAAUGAUGAGACAGCAGUGAGAUUUCCACAGCAGAGAUCUUCCUCAUUCUCAGCCCCAUCAACAUUGCCUGCACAAGGGUUUUCAGGUCUGUCUGAUCAAUUUAGCCCAAACCCUGAGAGUGAGAUGCUACCUUCUGGCACACCACGCAAAACCAGUCACGACCACUCGUUAUGGUACCAUGACAAUUCUAGUUCUUCCACUUCUAGUUCAGCUCCUACUCCGUUGCCUCCAAGCGUAGAUUAUCAGCAAGCCAGUGCUUAUCCCAAGUCUACAGCCCAUUUCAUAGUUCAUGGUCAAAAUCACAGGCUUAAUUGUCCUGGCUCUGGCAUAAGUCCUGAGCAGAAUUCCAUCAGCGUAGCUUCACAUGGGCCAAUGAUUUCUGAUGCUCCAAGAUCUCCGUUUAAAGAGGGCAUAAGCAGUCUGCAUCAUGACUCAGGACACCAGGAAAAUUCCAGUUCUACAAAAGUAAAAUUACCCUGUCAGACCCUCCUUCCACAGCAGGAACAAGGGCCGUCUGCAGCUGAAUUAAAAUUAGAAGCACUUACCCAGCGUCUGGAGCAAGAGAUGGAUGCUCGUCCCAAGGCUGACUACUUUGGAACCUGCGUGAAGUGCAGCCAAGGUGUGUAUGGAGCAAACCAGGCUUGCCAAGCCAUGGGGAAUCUCUACCAUGAUGGCUGCUUCACCUGUGGAGCAUGCAGUCGAAAACUGAGAGGAAAAGCCUUUUAUUUUGUUAACGGAAAGGUGUUCUGUGAAGAAGACUUUCUGUAUUCAGGUUUCCAGCAGUCAGCUGACAGGUGUUUCAUUUGUGGUCACUUGAUAAUGGACAUGAUCCUGCAGGCUCUAGGGAAAUCAUACCAUCCAGGCUGCUUCCGUUGUGUGAUCUGUAAUGAAUGUCUGGAUGGAGUGCCAUUCACUGUAGACACUGAGAACAAAAUCUACUGUGUCAGAGAUUACCACAAAGUUUUAGCUCCAAAAUGUGCAGCAUGUGGACAUCCCAUUCUGCCGACUGAGGGGUCCGAUGAGACAAUUCGGGUUGUGUCCAUGGACAAGGAUUACCACGUGGAAUGUUAUCACUGUGAGGAUUGUGGAAUGGAACUCAAUGAUGAAGAUGGACAUCGCUGUUAUCCGCUAGAUGAACAUUUGCUUUGUCACUCCUGUCACCUGAAGCAUAUAGAAAAAGGCACAGCUCCAGCAGCUAUGUACCAGCAUCACUACUAGUCAGUACUGCUAAUUCCAAGAAUUAGCCUGUCAGAGGACUUGUUACAGUUCACAUUUUUCCCCAGUUGAUUUCCAGUAUGCAUUUUCCCCAAUCAGUAGUUUACAGUAAGAGGAUACAGAGACAUUAUCUAGAUUUUUUUUCAAGGUUUGUAUGUAUGUGAGCUCUACUCGUAUCACAAAUACGUGUAUUUGAACAUGUAAUGUUUUCCAGGCUGGUCGAUUUAUUUUCCCGUGCCUUUUUCUGAUCUCAAAAGCUCUGUACUUUCACUUGGGAAGAUUUUUCAGUAGAAGUACAACCACCUAUCACAUCAGUGAGUUCAUAUCAUGUCAUGCACAAUUAAUAAGCCACAGACCUCUCUACCUGCCUGCUGAGAACAUUUCUUCAGUCUGUGAAGUGGUUUCUGACAAGCAUGUUUCAUCAAAUCCCCCAAGGAUAUCAGCUUAUUAAUACUAAUUCUUAGACUCUUUAUAAUUCUUUAGAAAAAGGGCUCUGUCCACAAAAGCACAUUCAGACCUUUCAGUUUGUUCCCAGAACUCCGAUGCCAGCCUGGCUGUGAAAUGGUUGUGAUGCAGAAUAGCAAUCUGAGCACAAACCAGGCAUCUCACUUGGCUGCUGAAUGUCCACAUCCCAACAGUUAUUUUUUUUUAAACUGGAGCAAGAUAUACAAAGCCAUUUUGGCAAAUAUGGUCACCUGUGCUGCUGCUUGUGCAUUAGCAUGGUACACUAGGAUAACUUUAUACAACAAAGUCUGAGCAGCAAAUUACAUUUGAAAAUAUCUGGAUGCUGAAAAUAUGUACGUGAGGGCAAUCUAGCUCCCAUUAUCUCUUGCAGAAGUCACUUUAGAAAAGAGCUCUGUGCACACAGACACUUCCUAAGCUUUUCAUUUUGUCCAUGGAGCUCAGACAUCAACACUGCUGUGAAAAAGGUGUGAGUCAGGAGGGCUCUGUACUCACUUCCACAGUGUUUAUGCAGCUCAGACCUAUUUCAUAAUUAUGCCCAUUUAGAGUUCUGGGAACAGAUUCAAGAGCAUGAUGAAGGCUUUAUGUUUGCACAGAUUUAGAGCCUAACUCUGCAACCAUCACUUGUGAGUAAGCCCAUUGACACACAUGGAUUUGCUCACAUGAAUAAGGAUUACUUACGUGAACAGGGCUUGCAGGAUUAGAUCCUUAUUGUUUUUGUUCUGUUCAGAAAGCAAAAAUGGCAGAUGUUUUUCCUUUUUAAACACCCAUGCCUUUUAAUCAAAGAAACUGCCUCCCAAUGGGUGCACAGCUAUGUGUGUGUUAAAUAUGUGAUGGGUAUUAUUUGCAGUACACAUACUGUGCGUACUAAAACUUUGCAGAAACUGGUAUACAGGUACAUUUUUUUUAUUUAAAAAACCAGCUGUUUCGUGUCUGUGAACUGACAUCCCCAACGUAUCCUAAGUGUAUUGAAGACUAAUUAAAUACUAACAAUCCUUUUGCAUCAGAGCUAAGCUAUUUAUUCAACCCUGUUUGAUAGUAUGGUGUACGGUUUCCUCCAAGAUCCACCAUGAAACAGUGCUGACUGAAUUAGCUAACCAGUGGUAACUACAUUCCAGGAAUGAGCCGGAGCAAAGUAGUAAUACUCUUCAACCAAACAUCUCUUCCAGUAACAACUUUCUGUUGCUAGCUAAUUGCUUGAAGUUAAAAAAUAUAGGGCCAGAUUCUGCCACUCUUACUCCCAUUGAAUAGUAUUUUACUCCAGGAGUAGUCCUACUGAAAUGAAUGGAGGAAUAAAGUAUUACUCAGCUAACAGUGGCAGAAUCUGGCUCAUGUUUGAUGAUAUUCUAAUAUAUACAUUUCUCCCGCUCCUGCCCCUCCAUUUUUCUCCCCCAGUAUCCUUAGCCUAGAGCUGAGAGGAGCCAAUCCUGAAAGGUGAGAAGUGCUUCCUACAAAUUGCUGAGUGUGCUCAACUUCACUUUGCAGAAUUGGGCCCAGCUGUUUUUUUUGUUUUUCACCGAAUGUCACGAGAGGGGCAUUUUGUCCCACAAAGCAAUAGCUCUCAGCAUCCCAGCCAAAGUCACCCUCUGUCACUAUUUCCAAUGACAACAGUAACUCCCAGGUGAAGCAGUCACUCUGUCGUGAGGACAGAUAGGGCUCUUUCAAAGCUAUUGAUAAUGCUGUUCCCUGUUUCUUGUGGUAGAGGAUGCAAGAAAGCAGUGCAGAUUGCUCCAUUUGCCUGGGGACCAUGAGACAAGCAACUUUCCCAUCUCCCCACUCUCCUUUCAUCCACCCCUCUUUCUUCCUCUCUCUCUUAUGCACACGCUAUCUCUAAGGUUGUCUAGAUUAGUGGAGAAAACUUUUGCUGGGUGUUUAACACCUUAAAAUAUUAAUCUGCAUUAACAAUUUACUACAUAUGCUCAUUUGCCACAAUGCGAGUAGAAAUAAACAGAACCCAGCAAGCGUACUCAGUGGGGAGGGCAUUGGUUUAACACCUGCAGGGGAGAACUAUGAUGCGAUUAGUAGUGAUGGGCAGGUUUCCAAUCCGAUGCCUCAGUUUGCCCUGACUGCCCUGCUCUGGCCAGAAACCAGGCAAGGCUCUGGACUCUGCUGAUCUGACCGAGCCCUGGGCCAAAAUCAAACACCCCUACAGAGUGCAGCAAACUGAUUUUUAUGACCCCUCCAUUAGGUGAAUGCCUCUGCAUGUACUUCAUUGUGACUGCUGCCCUUUGGGACGAUGCCACUGGAAUAAGGUUGGCAAGCAAGUCCUAUAACGAAGACCAGAAAGGAUGGUUGGUUAGGGCUGUUCAGCAAGUUAUUGAACAAGUGGGGUAGUUUAGCUCUGAAGCCCCAAUAUCCCCAAAGACUUACAGCCUCCAGAUGAGUGAGGGAGGAAUAUUAUUCAGGACUGGUAGUCACUGCAUUAGUAUUGAGAGAAACAUUCCUAUGCUAGUCCCCUUGACUCUGAGGCAUGAUGGGGAGUUUUACUGUUGAUUUCAGCAGGAGCAGAAUCAGCUCCAAGUUGUACAAGAACUAGAACAUGGAACUGGAGGGCUCAAUAUGCACCUAUUGAACAACAGGGAGGGGGAGGGGGCAUGCUAAUGCAGCAGCAGUGCUAUACACACAAAGGCUGAGCCAGGUGUAGUAACACGUAAGGACCAAAUCCUAUCAGGUGCUGAGCACCCUCCACUUCAUUUACCUUAGUGGAAGUGGAGGCUGCUCAGCUCUGCAGAGGAUCCAAGCCUGUAGUGCUUGCAGCCACACUCAGUAGGUGUUUGAAAAAAGCAGUUGCAAUCUAAGAUUGCGCCAAGGUGCUUGGGUGGGAAGCAGUGUAAAUUGGCAACUAAUGAACAUCACUAACUAUUCCUUGUAAACUAAAGCAUUCUGACCGGAGAAUAUAUGAAUAACUUUCAUAGGGAUGAGGCAUAAAUGCCAGGCCUGGCACUACUGCUCUACCCUCAAGAGAUCAGCAAUCCCAUGGCUAAGUUUUAUUAGUGAUACUGACUUUCAGAAAGCCACUGGUAUGCAUGCGUUUCUGGUCACAAUGUGGGGAAGAUGUGAAAACACUAACAAGAACUGGACUCUCUUUUAAACACAAUAGACUCGUCAGUCAUUUAGGGCAACAUCUGCGUGAUGCAGAAUAGAGAUGAUUGGGUUAUUUUGGGCUGCAGUCAGACCAGAGGAAAAGCAAUCUCACAAGAAGUCUGCUGCUUGUUGAUUUAAAAAUAUACCCAUGGAAAACUAGUCAAUGAUACUCAAGUACUGGACAACUUACUAUUCAAUAGAUAUUGGCGGCUUCUCCUUGGGUUUAAACUGUCACUCUCCUUUCUAACACGAAGAGGGGAGGGAAAUGAGAGAAUGAAAAGUUACUCUGUGGAAAGCCUCUCUUGGCCUGUCAUUCUGCUGUGAGUUACACUGGAGAAGAUUUCUCUGAACUGAUGGAAAAUUCAGCCUCCGGUUCCACAUGGUGUCUUGUUUCUCACGUGAGCAAUCCCAGAGUCCUCAUCAUUGGGGAAAUGGAGGAUUGUCCUACUUUCAUUGUUAAAGUUCUAUAAAUUAUGAGUGAUGUGAACUUUUUUUUUCUCCUGGUGUGUUUACAGAGAGCUAGGCAGCAGCAUUAAGCAACUGGGAAUGGAGUGUAUAUGUUUGUGUUUUUUGAAGCUAAAGUGUACUGAAUAAUUGCUCACCUACCUGUUUUAACUUGUACUGUUUGAUCUUUGUCAGUCUGAAUUAAUUCAAGAUGCUUUUUGUUCCUGUUAUUUGGAGGAAGAUAUUUACUGGUUUGUUUUAAAGUCUGAUGUUCAUUUUCA